Paralichthys olivaceus (Japanese flounder) is the source of this 2484-nucleotide messenger RNA. Lineage: Eukaryota; Metazoa; Chordata; Actinopteri; Pleuronectiformes; Paralichthyidae. The record is from RefSeq and is a predicted model, not a curated record.
GUACCUGUGCUGUUCCUGGGACAUCUUGAGGAGUCUGAUGGUGCAGUUCUGGAAGGACGGGGGGGAUUUGAAGGAAUAUGCCUUCUUCUUCAUUGAUCUGUUUGCUGAGGGUUUGGGGGGGCGGGGCCCUGUCAGACCCUGGUACAGAGGCGACCAGGACGACUUCACGGCCCGACUCGCCUUCAGGAGUGUGAAGGUGUUGACGUACCUGGAGCCUCAGAAUCCAGAAUAUCUGCAGUUUGUUGAAACUCUGAAGAGCGACGCAAAGAAAUUAUUCAACUUCACCAUCGAAGACUCUCUGUACAACCUGAUUGCUGGAGGCUUCCAUGAUGGAGUGAUGCUCUACUCUCACGCUCUGAAUGAGACUCUGAGCGAGCACAGAGGACCGGGGGUUGUCCUGAGGCCGAAACAAGACUUGGUGACCAGGAGGAUGUGGAACAGAACAUUCCAAGGAGUGACUGGUUUGGUGGAGAUGGACGAGGUUGGGGACAGAGAGAUUGACUUUGCCGUUUGGGACAUGACGGACGUCGACUCUGGAGAGUUUCAGGUGGUGUGUGUGUACAACAGCAGUAUGAAACAGCUGCUCAUGCAGAGUGGGCGGAGCUUCCAGUGGCCAGGUGGAGCUCCUCCUCCAAAUGUCCCGGAGUGUGGCUUCAAGAACGACAAACCAUCCUGCCUCGCACGUACAGUUUCGAUGCAUCAGAUGGUUGCCAUAGUGAUGUGCUUCGUCUUUAUCAUCAUCGUUACGGUGACCGUCUUCAUCUACAGGAAGUUGAAGCUGGAGAGUGAGCUGGCAGCUCAGCUGUGGAGAGUUUCCUGGGACAAUGUCCAGAUGAGCAACCUGGAUAAAGUCCUGAAGAGAGCCUGCAGCCGACUCACCAUGUCUCUGAAAGGAUCCAACUGUGGCUCUCUCAUGACCAUGGAGGGAAACUUCCAGAUCUACACCAAAACUGGAUACUACAAGGGAAAUCUAGCUGCCAUCAAAUAUAUCAACAAGAAACGUAUUGAACUGACCAGGAAGGUUCUGUUUGAACUGAAACACAUGCGUGAUGUCCAGAAUGAGCACCUGACUCACUUCAUCGGCGCCUGCAUUGACGCACCGAACAUGUGCAUCAUCACAGAAUACUGUCCCAGAGGCAGUCUACAGGACCUGAUGGAGAGUGACAGCAUCACGUUGGACUGGAUGUUCAGAUACUCUCUCAUCACUGACAUCGUCAAGGGGAUGGCCUUCCUCCACAACAGCGUCAUCGUCUCCCACGGCAACCUGAAGUCUUCAAACUGUGUGGUCGACAGUCGCUUCGUCCUGAAGAUCACGGACUACGGACUGCAGAGUCUCCGCACCUGCUGCUGCCCCGAGGACACACACGCUUAUUACGCACGUAAACUGUGGACUGCUCCAGAAGUGCUGAGGUCCGACUGCCCCCUCCCCCGGGGGACUCAGAAGGGAGACGUCUACAGCUUCGGGAUCAUCCUGCAGGAAGUGGCUCUGCUGAGAGGAGUUUUCUACCUCGACACUCAAACCCUGACUCCUAAAGAAAUCAUCCAGGCAGUGAUGAGGGGUGGUGCCCCCCUCCGCCCCUCCCUCUGCUUCCACAGUCACAGUGAGGAGCUCGGAGUCCUGAUGCAGCGCUGCUGGAGCGAAGACGUGAGCGAGCGGCCCGACUUCAGCACCAUCAAGAUCCUGCUGAGGAAACAACACAGAGGUUAUGGUUCAAACAUCCUGGACAAUCUUCUGUCUCGGAUGGAGCAGUACGCCAACAACCUGGAGGAGCUGGUGGAGGAGAGAACGCAGGCGUAUCACGAGGAGAAACGCAAAGCUGAAGCACUGCUCUACCAGAUACUACCACAUUCAGUCGCCGAGCAGCUGAAACGAGGUGAGACAGUUCAGGCUGAAGCCUUCAACUCUGUGACCAUUUACUUCAGCGACAUCGUCGGCUUCACCGCGCUGUCUGCUGAGAGCACGCCGCUGCAGGUCGUGACUUUGUUGAACGACCUCUACACCUGCUUUGACGCCAUCAUCGAUAACUUCGAUGUUUACAAGGUGGAGACUAUCGGCGACGCCUACAUGGUGGUGUCUGGUCUGCCGGUGAGGAACGGUAAACUCCACGCUCGGGAGGUGGCCCGGAUGUCUCUCGCCCUGCUGGACGCUGUGAAGAGCUUCAGGAUCCGACAUCGAGCGAAUCAGCAGCUGCUGCUCCGCAUUGGCAUACACAGUGGUCCAGUUUGUGCCGGUGUGGUCGGGCUGAAGAUGCCCAGGUAUUGUCUGUUCGGAGACACGGUCAACACAACGUCACGCAUGGAGUCAAAUGGAGAGGCUCUGAAGAUUCAUGUGUCAGAAGCAACUCGUCAGGUUCUGCAGGAAUUCAGCUGCUUCACAUUAGAGCUCAGAGGAGAAAUCCAGGUGAAGGGGAAAGGACCAAUGAGGACGUACUGGCUGCUGGGAGGGGACGACAACUGACAGAGGACGAUACUGACAGAGGACGA